CAAAAAAGAGACGGUUGUGUGAAAACAUGUUUAUCUCAGCAAUGUGUAAAUUACUGCUCUGAUUCAGUUCUGUAUCAGACAGCACUUCCCUCUGCCCCAAUUUUCUGCUCCUGUAGCACACAAGGAUGUUUCUGUUAAAGGUAUGUCAUACCUAUGUAUUUUUUCCUUUUUCGAUUUCUCCACGGUAUUGCAGCAGAAGCACACACGGGAAUAUGGAAAAAUCUUCAAGUCUCACUUUGGUCCUCAGUUUGUAGUAUCUAUUGCAGACCGCGAUAUGGUGGCUCAGGUGCUCCGGGCGGAGGGCGCUGCGCCCCAGAGAGCCAACAUGGAAUCCUGGCGGGAGUACCGAGACUUGCGGGGCAGAGCCACCGGGCUCAUCUCGGCGGAAGGUGAACAGUGGCUCAAGAUGAGAAGCGUAUUGAGACAAAGAAUUCUGAAACCGAAAGAUGUGGCCAUUUAUUCUGGAGAAGUCAACCAAGUUAUUGCUGACUUAAUUAAAAGAAUCUACCUCCUCAGGAGCCAGGCAGAAGAUGGAGAAACCGUGACCAAUGUCAAUGACCUUUUCUUCAAAUAUUCAAUGGAAGGAGUGGCCACCAUCCUUUAUGAGAGUCGUUUGGGCUGCCUGGAAAACAGCAUACCACAGCUGACUGUGGAAUACAUCGAGGCCCUGGAGCUCAUGUUUAGCAUGUUCAAGACCUCCAUGUAUGCAGGCGCCAUCCCCAGAUGGCUUCGCCCCUUCAUCCCAAAGCCCUGGCGGGAAUUCUGCAGGUCCUGGGAUGGACUCUUCAAAUUCAGCCAAAUUCAUGUUGACAACAAGUUGAGGGACAUACAGUACCACACGGACCGAGGCCGGAGGGCGAGCGGGGGACUCCUCACAUACCUCUUCCUUAGCCAGGCGCUGACGCUACAGGAGAUCUACGCCAACGUGACUGAGAUGCUGCUGGCUGGCGUCGACACGACGUCCUUCACCUUGUCCUGGACAGUGUACCUCCUGGCAAGGCACCCAGAGGUGCAGCAGACGGUAUACCGGGAGAUCGUCAAGAAUUUAGGGGAAAGGCAUGUUCCAACUGCAGCUGAUGUCCCCAAGGUCCCGCUGGUCAGAGCUCUCCUUAAGGAAACCCUGAGGCUGUUUCCAGUGCUGCCAGGGAACGGCCGGGUCACCCAGGAAGACCUGGUUAUUGGCGGGUAUCUGAUUCCGAAAGGCACCCAGCUGGCCCUUUGCCACUAUGCCACGUCGUACCAGGAUGAGAACUUCCCUCGGGCCAAGGAGUUCCGGCCUGAGCGCUGGUUGCGGAAAGGAGACUUAGACAGAGUUGACAAUUUUGGAUCCAUCCCCUUUGGUCAUGGGGUUCGCAGCUGCAUAGGGCGGAGGAUUGCAGAACUGGAGAUUCACCUCGUCGUGAUCCAGUUGCUUCAACAUUUUGAGAUCAAAACAUCUUCUCAGACUAAAGCCGUUCACGCAAAAACCCACGGGCUCCUGACGCCAGGGGGGCCCAUCCAUGUACGAUUCGUUAACCGAAAGUAAGCCUGGAUUUUAAACCUGGGCUGGCGUAGCAGACCAGCUCGCCGACACACAGUGGCUGUCUGUGUGUGGCUGAUCACCGUGGAGAAGGAAAGCAAAGUCGCUGGAAGCUGUCUUGUUAUAGACUGGCUUCCCAGGUCCUGGGACACUUGUAAAUCUUUAUGCAAAGUAAUGUGAAAAGGUUGCUAUUUUACUGGUGCAGGCCAGAAGUUGCCCUUUCUCUGGGGGAAACAGCUGUUUAAAAACCAGUGGCACUGAAUUUUUAUGCUUCAUACAUUGUGCUAGACUCAAUAUUUAAUGACUGUCAGUAUCCUAUGCAUUUACUUGUAUAGGGAAAUGGUGGUUUACUUACAUAUUCAGUUCUUCAAUAUAUGUUCUCUAAUACUGGCAUCUGGGCUCGAAUUGCCAUCAACAGUAAGUUGAAGGCAAUUUCAACUUACUGUUUCUGAUUUGAAGAGGGAACAUUAAGAACGCCUCUGUAAUACCGUAAUUUUGGGAAGAAAGCACCAGAGGCAACAUUUUAUCCUGAGCACCAGAUUUAGAUCCUGUUAAAGGGCUCAAACUUAAAAGGGCUGGCUGGGUGCGGUGGCUCACGCCUGUAAUCCCAGCACGUUGGGAGGUCAAGGUGGGAGGAUUGUGUGAGCCAGAAGUUCGAGACCAGCCUGGGCAACAUGGUGAAACCCUGUCUCUACCAAAAAUACAAAAAUUAGCCAGGCAUGGUGGUGCACACCUAUGGUCCUAGUUACUCGGGAGACUGAGGCAGGAGGAUCGUUUGAGCUCAGGCGGUUGAGUCUGCAGUGAGCUAUCUAUGAUGGCACCACUGCACUUCAGCCCGGGCAACAGAGUGAGACCCUCUCUCAAAAAUAAAAUAAUAAAAUAAAAUGACUGUAUUCUUACUUUUCUCUCCGCGAGUGCUUAAUUUUCCAGUCAUAAUGCCUGAUGAAUUUGACUAUUAGUUUUUAUUUGGAAGAAAUAAAAAAGAAAGCUCCUGGUGAAAUCAAGAAUAAUCAGAUUUUCUAACCAAAUCGAAAUACGGAGUAGAGCAGAUGUACAAGAACUGGAAAUAUGACUACGUAAAAUUUUGUUGCGUAAGUUGUGAGAGGUAAUACAACAGGCAGCAUGGAAAACAAUGUAACUUUAGAACGUUUUUAUUUCAAGGAAAAAUAAAUACACAAAUAGAGACGCUACAGAUACGACAAUAGUUUUAUCUUGACGCUGUUGUUUUAAAUAUCCACACGAGAACCCUGACCCAGCUGUGUGCCUGUGCCAGGCUCUCAGGGAAGCCGUGGCUCCAGGAGUGCUGGGUCCUGCUGAGUUCUGUUGCCUUUCCUGCUGCUCAGUGGUUGCUAAGAGGAAACACCGUAAUUUCCUGAUGCUUUUGCCUUGUCAUCAUGCCUGAAACAGCUCAUUCCCAAUUCCGUAAUUCCUUUUACAUAAUCCUUCUCCAAAAAUGACUUUCCUACUAAUAUAGGCCAUGUAGGGUUUUUUUUUUUUCCAUUUAGUAAGUCAUUCCAAAAUAACCCUUAAGUAAAUAGACAUAAUAUCCGUUUCACAUACCAUUUUUGUUAAAGUAUAUAAUAAAGUUGAAAUCUGCAUGAUAGCAGAAUCACUCUAGUAUGGAUACUGUAAGUGUACAGGUAAAUGUGAAAUUAGGUCAUACUAACUGGCCAAGUGUUGGAUUGAUUACUUUGAGGUAGCAGUAUACGUAUAUUAAGUUUUAUAAACUAGACGAAAUUGCAUUCUGUUUGAGACUGAAAUUUAAAAUAUUGAGAAUAAGCGAUUUGAAGUGACCUCUUAUUCCCCGGAUAUAUAUACAGUGUGACCCUCUAGUGAAGUGUCUCUGCCUGGGGAUCAGCACAGGGUGAAUAGCAGAGUGUGGGCUGGGGGUAGCACCUGCGCCCGCUGCUCAGUCUCACUGAACAGGAAGGGAAGCAGCCAGAGCCAGACACGGGGGCCUCCUGGUGUGAUGUAGCAGGAAGUGCAGGGUGCCACCCAGGAAGCAUCCGUGCCAAGGAAAUGGAGAUUUAGCUGGACAAGUUUCUAGGUUCACUACUGGUUUAUAGGAGACAUGUGGUAUACAAGGAGAUGUCAAAACUCCAUAGGGGGCUGGGCGUGGUGGCUCACACCUGUAAUUCCAGCCCUUUGGAGAGGUUGAGGUGGGAGGAUUGCUUGAGGCCAGGAGUUUGAGACAAGCUUGGGCAACAUAGUGAGAUCUUG
Messenger RNA from Cercocebus atys (sooty mangabey), 3739 nucleotides. RefSeq names its product cytochrome P450 27C1 (gene CYP27C1). Gene Ontology annotation, molecular function: oxidoreductase activity, acting on paired donors, with incorporation or reduction of molecular oxygen; heme binding; monooxygenase activity. The transcript has 8 exons. Gene Ontology annotation, cellular component: mitochondrial inner membrane. Gene Ontology annotation, biological process: glucocorticoid biosynthetic process; cellular response to peptide hormone stimulus; cortisol metabolic process. Lineage: Eukaryota; Metazoa; Chordata; Mammalia; Primates; Cercopithecidae. The record is from RefSeq and is a predicted model, not a curated record. Bases 143 to 1525 code for a protein of 460 amino acids.